Messenger RNA from Prorocentrum cordatum, 1215 nucleotides. The record is from the annotation of a GenBank genome assembly. NCBI's taxonomy places the organism in Eukaryota, Dinophyceae, Prorocentrales, Prorocentraceae.
GAGGACGGGCCGGAGAACACGUUCGUGGACGGGCCGGAGGGCACGUUCGUGGAGGAGGAGGGCCGGAGGGCCCGUUUGUAGAAGAGGACACGUUCGUGGAGGAUGGGAUCGCGGACGGGCCGGAGGACGCGUUCGAGGUUCGAGGUGGAGGAGGGCGUGGAGGAGGACAACACGGAGGCGUUCGAGGAAACGUUCGAAGUGGAGGAGGUAAAUCAGAAGAUCGCGGGUGACGUGGUGGAGGAGAUGGACGAGGACGAGAUCGAGAAGGAGGUGGAGGAGGUCACGGAGGUGGACGCGAAGGACGUUCAGGAGGACGUCGUCGUGGAGGAGGAGAUGGGCGUGCCGGAGGACGUGGUGGAGGAGAUGGAGGCGGAGCUUUCGGACUCCCGCGCCGACGAAGUCGCCAAGUCCCGGACCGACGCCAGCACCGUCAAGCUCACCGACUCCUCCACCGUCAUGCCCUCGGACUCCUGCGCCGACGAGUUCGCCAAUUCCCGCGCCGACACCAGCGCCGUCAAGCUCGCCGACCCCUGCGCCGGAACGGAGUCCUGCGCCGACGAGUUCGCCAACUCCCGGGCCGACACUAGCACCGUCAAGCUCGCCGACUCCUGCGCCGUCAAGCUCACCAACUCCUGCGUCGACCGCCGGGAAGUCGAGGAGGAGGGCAAGAUCGAGGUGGGGGGUGGAGCUCGAGGACGGGGUCUUCGAGGCGGAGGAGGACUUCGAAGAGGGCGUCGAGGAGUUCGAAGAGGUCGUCGAGGAGGAGAUGCAAGAGGUCAAGGAGAAGUUCGACGACAAGGAGGACGAGGUGGAGGAGAUGAACGAGAUCGAGAGGGGGGCGGAGGAGGUCACGGAGGCGAUCGAGGAGGCUCCCUCCACCUAUCCGCCCCGCACAUCUACGCGAAGAGCCUCGAGUCCAUGAUGCCCAUGCGGAGAGGCAUGUCGUUCCUGAACGUCGGCUCUGGCACCGGCUACUUCAACUCGGUCGUCUCCGAGCUCACCGGCAGCGCGGCCACGAACCACGGGGUCGACAUCCAUCCCGAGACGGUGGCGCACGCCAACGGUUGCUGCCAGCGGCUCGGCAAGCAGCACAUCGCCUUCACGGUUGGCAACGUCUACCAGCUGAACGUGCGGGAGACCAUGCGGUACGACCGCAUCUACGUCGGCGCGCGGACGCCCCUGGCCGCCCGCCUUGCUGCCCGCGCCUCCGGGUGA